UACUCACAAGGACCCGGGCGCGAGGGUACAUUCAGCGGAAUUCAUACGGAUCUAGCGUUCCCUAAAGAGCAAGUCUGCUUAAGAUAAAUAAGGUGUUACUCCUGAUUAUGAAACGAUGGAUGAUUGAUAAAUCGACAAAUAAAUAUUGACAUUUCACUGAAGUCACUCAUCGCUCGUGGAAGCUUUGUUUCUAUUUUUUCAGUUCUUUAUUUUAUUUUAUUGUUUUCUUGUCAGUGGAACUCCUGUUAUCUUGGAUUUUUAUUUUAUUUUCCUACUCUUGCUGGAGUCCAGAAAUUUCAGCCGACGCUCAACUGUCAUAAACUAAACUAAGGAUUUGUUUUUAACUUGCUGAAAUAUAUUUUCUUACUUUAAAAAGUUGUAUUUGGGAUGUUGAGCUCAGUGAAGAUGGAGUCACAUGAACUGCCAGAGUGGAAUGCCUUCUACAGCGAAGCCAGUGAGAUGUAUUCUUCGCCCAGUGUUAUGAACUCAAUGAGCUCAAUGAGUACCAUCAACAGCUACAUCAAUCUGAACCCAGCUGGUUCCGCAGCCACCAUGAACAUGGGCUACAGUAGCUCGGGACUCAACAGUCAAUUAGCCUCCAUGGGCGGAGGGGCUAAUCACAUGAGCCUGUCCCCAGUGACAUCUUCUCUCAACCCCAACCCUCUCUCUCAGCUGGGCUCCCCGGCCUCGUCCUUGGGCUCGCUCUCCCACUACCAGAACAUGGGCCAACCAAUGAGUCAGCUGAGCUACCCCUCUCCCACCUCCCUCAACCGGGCCAAGGAGGUGCCCAAACCCUACCGUCGCUCGCUGACUCACGCCAAGCCACCGUACUCCUACAUCUCCCUCAUCACCAUGGCGAUCCAGCAGUCCGGUAGCAAGAUGCUCACCCUCAACGAGAUCUACCAGUGGAUCAUGGACCUGUUCCCUUACUACCGCGAGAACCAGCAGCGCUGGCAGAACUCCAUCCGCCACUCGCUGUCCUUCAACGACUGCUUCGUCAAGGUGGCCCGCUCGCCUGACAAGCCCGGCAAGGGUUCCUACUGGGCCCUGCACCCUAACUCAGGCAACAUGUUUGAGAACGGCUGCUACCUGCGCCGCCAGAAGCGCUUCAAGAUCGACCAAGAGAAGGCCGGGAAGAAGGCCGGGAAGUCCCAGGAGGGAGGCUCAGUGAAGGGCGGCCAUGGGGACGGCCUGAUGGAGGAGCACAGCCCAGCGGGAGGCUCGGAGGGCGCCGACUCUGCCCACUCUGACAACUCCCACCCUGGGUCGUCAACGGAGGAGCAGCAGAGGAGCAUGGUCCAGCUGGACUGCCCCCCACAGCCCCAGUCCCACAUCCAGAGCAGCCCCGUGGCCAUCCCCUCCUCUGUGCCCUCCUCCAUCUCCUCCUCCUCCCCUCUCUUGCACUCCCAGGCCAUGGGAGGCGGCACCCACCUCCUGCCUGGCACCAUGCACCAUCUGGACCUUCAAAAUGACGCGCUCAAGUCUAUGGAUCCCCACUACAAUUUUAAUCACCCCUUCUCCAUCACCAACCUCAUGUCCAACGAGCAGAAGAUGGACCUGAAGUCCUACCAGGACCAGGUGAUGGCCUACAAUGGUUAUGCCACCUCCUCUCCGGUGGCAGCCAAACAGAUCUACGACAGUGCAGGACCCUCUGCGAUGGACUCCGGGGCCUACUAUCAAACCCUCUACAGCCGAUCGGUCCUCAACGCCUCCUAACAUGGAGGCCAUCUGGACCACAGCCCAGUGGUCCUGACAAGGACUUGUAGCAGUCUUGACAUCCCAAAAUGUAAAAUGGCUGCCCACAAGGGACCAAAUAACACUGAGCAGUGCUGAAUACACAGUUGGUCUGGGAAAGCCUGUGGUUACAUGAGGUGGAAGACAAAGAUAAUACCCAACACUAUACAGAGGCAGCCGCGAACCAAAAGGACGUUCAACUGAAGCGUUCAGAAAUUCACAUAGAAGUAACGUCCAUCCUUCGCCAUUCAUCGCAUAUUCAUCAGGUUUUAAGAUUACUUCAAACUGGGUUUUGGUUUGUUGAGGCCAGCAGGACUUCUUUGGUUGUACAGAUUGUAAAUAGACGGAGCAGGGGAAAGGCGAUGUGGAUUUAUUUAUGAAGGGAAUACAUUUAAUAUAUCUUGUAUAGUGUCGUAUUGACAAGUUACAAAACAAAUGUGACAAUUUGAGAGAUUGUGGGGAGUGAGAAGAGGUUCAGGUUACUGCAUUACAGGGGACUCUUGUUAUGUUUCACCACAUGACACUGCGUUCCAAUCUUUAAGCUGUUUUUAUCUGUUCAAAUGUACAUCCAUACACAAAUGGUGGAAGGCUGUUUUUUUAUUUAUAUGAGAGCCAUAUCUUAUAUAAUUUCUUUGCAGGAAUCCAUUUAAACUAAGUCUUUUAAAUAGAAAGGAAACUGUGGUAAACCUUGUUUCAGGUUUGUUUGUUUUAAAACAUGUUUUUUCAGAAGGCCCUUUUAUUAUUAAUAAUCCAAAUAAGAUGUUUUGGAAUUGCUUCAUAUAAUAUUACAAAACACGCCAAACUUCGGGGGUGGGGAGGGGGGCUAUGGUAUGUCAGUUACUAAGAUAGGAGUGGAAUGGAAAUGCACUAAGAGGCCCAUUUACAUACAGUAGUUUGCACUAGAGUUCCCACCAUUUUGCACAGCUGGGGUGGCCCAAAUAGUGUGUGUUACGACAAUACUUUGUAAUGACCUUUUUUUACUGCAAAUGGCAAACUAGAAUUGGAUCACUGUAACAAUGUCUAUACGCAACAUUGAGCUUUAUGUUGCAAGCCACAAAAGUGCCUUUGAAGUCAUUUUGACACAGCAGAACCAAUAACUGAAUAUUCACAGAAGGAACACUUUCAGAGUUUCAGGUCAGAAAUACUGUUCUUAUUUUCUUGUAUUUUAGUUUUAAAAAGACAUGUUAUUUAAACUAUGUUGCUUUUCAGACUUGGAAAAGUGUGUUAAUAUAUAUAUAUAUAUACUGUAUAUUCUAUUGUAAGGUUGUUGCUUAUGGUUUGAAUGUUGUGAUUUGAAUUAUUCAUGUUUUUUCUUAUUAAAAAACAAAAAAAACU
Esox lucius (northern pike) is the source of this 3069-nucleotide messenger RNA. It is a transcript of the gene foxa3, whose product is annotated as forkhead box A3. The transcript is spliced from 2 exons. The coding region runs from base 388 to 1716 and encodes 442 amino acids. Gene Ontology annotation, molecular function: DNA-binding transcription factor activity, RNA polymerase II-specific; protein domain specific binding; RNA polymerase II cis-regulatory region sequence-specific DNA binding. Gene Ontology annotation, biological process: anatomical structure morphogenesis; regulation of transcription by RNA polymerase II; cell differentiation. NCBI's taxonomy places the organism in Eukaryota, Metazoa, Chordata, Actinopteri, Esociformes, Esocidae. The record is from RefSeq and is a predicted model, not a curated record.